Messenger RNA from Colletotrichum higginsianum IMI 349063, 1773 nucleotides. RefSeq names its product Terpene synthase. The record is from RefSeq and is a predicted model, not a curated record. Gene Ontology annotation, molecular function: intramolecular lyase activity; geranylgeranyl diphosphate synthase activity. NCBI's taxonomy places the organism in Eukaryota, Fungi, Ascomycota, Sordariomycetes, Glomerellales, Glomerellaceae. The transcript has 3 exons. The coding region runs from base 1 to 1773 and encodes 590 amino acids. Gene Ontology annotation, biological process: biosynthetic process.
AUGGGUUACGACUACGCGCUGGUGCAUGUCAAGUACACCAUCCCUUUGGCGGCCCUGCUCACCGUCCUCUCAUACCCCGUCUUCACGCGUCUCGAUGUUGUGAGAACCCUCUUCAUCGUCACAAUCGCUUUUGUGGCCACCAUCCCCUGGGACUCCUACCUCAUCAGAACCAAUAUCUGGACCUAUCCUCCUGAUGCCGUACUGGGGCCGACUCUCGUCGACAUCCCUAUAGAGGAGCUGUUCUUCUUCGUCAUCCAGACCUAUAUCACCGCCCAGCUCUACAUCAUCCUCAACAAGCCCGUCCUCCACGCCCAGCACCUCAACUCGCCUGCCACCUUGCCGCAAUGGAUCAAGGGUGGAAAGGUCGUCGGCCAGCUCGCGCUCUUCAGCAGCGUCAUCUUGGGCGCCUGGCUCAUUGCCAAAGAGGGUGAGGGCACCUACUUGGGUCUGAUCCUGGUGUGGGCGUGCUCCUUUGCCCUCUUCACCUGGACCAUCACCGCGCAUUUCAUCUUGGCCCUGCCAUUGGCAUGCACCGCCUUGCCCAUCCUCUUGCCCACUGUCUACCUCUGGGUUGUUGACGAGAUGGCGUUGGGCCGCGGCACCUGGGCCAUUGAAAGCGGUACCAAGCUCGAGCUGAGGCUCUUCGGCAGUCUCGAGAUCGAAGAGGCUUCUUUCUUCCUCGUCACCAACAUGCUCAUUGUCUUUGGCCUCGCCGCCUUUGACAAGGCCGUUGCCGUCUGCGACGCUUUCCCCGACAAGUUCGACAAGCCGGCCGACGCAUUGUCCAUGUCGCUGCUGCGCGCUCGCGUCUUUCCCUCCUCGAAGUAUGACAUGCAGCGUAUCUUGGGCAUCCGCCAAGCCGUGGCCAGGUUGGCCAAGAAGAGCCGAAGCUUCCACCUUGCCAGCUCCGUCUUUCCCGGUCGCCUACGCAUUGAUCUGACUCUGCUAUCAUUCGUUAGCUACUCCUACUGCCGUCUGGCCGAUGACCUCGUCGACGACGCCGAAAGCUCCGAAGAGGCCGCCGCCUGGAUCUCCAAGCUCGACCGCCACCUCAGCCUCCUUUACAAAGACCCCGACGCCGUCUCGGCGCCCCUCGCCGCCAAAUACGCCGCCGAGAACUUCCCGGCUUCCGCUCUGUCGGCACUCGACAUGCUACCGGCCUCUCUGCUCCCGCGCGAGCCCCUCGCCGAGCUCCUCAAGGGUUUCGAGAUGGAUCUCUCCUUUGACAGCUCCACCUUCCCCAUCACCGACCCGGAAGACCUCGAGCUCUAUGCAGCCCGCGUUGCCAGCACUGUCGGCCAGGCCUGCCUCGAGCUCGUUUUCCGCCACUGCCACCACGGCUUGCCCGACUACAUGCAGGCGUACCUCCGCAACACGGCGCGCCAGAUGGGACUCGCGCUGCAAUUCGUCAACAUUGCGCGCGACGUCGCCGUCGACGCAAAGAUCGGCCGCGUCUACCUCCCGACAAUGUGGCUUAAGGAGGAGGGCCUGACCUCGGAAGAUGUCCUCAGUAACCCCACCAGCGAGGGCGUCGAAAAGGUGCGCCGCAGGAUCCUCGCCAAGGCGUUCGACCACUACGCCGAGGCCAGGGACUCGAUGAAGUGGAUUCCUUCCGAGGCGCGCGGCCCCAUGGUCGUCGCCGUCGAGAGCUACAUGGAGAUUGGCCGGGUUCUGAUGCGCAACGGCGGCGCCGCGGCGGAUGGUAGCGGCCGGGCCACGGUGCCCAAGUCGAGACGCAUCUGGGUCGCCUGGAGCACGUUGAUGGCUUCUUAG